AUGGCAAACAUCAAUAAAAAUACAAUUGCCAUCGAUAACGAGGAUGCUGAAAAAAGAUUUUUCGACAGAUUGAUGUUUGAUUUAGAAAAUGGUGAAACAUACAGUACAUUUCAUAGCAAUCAACUUACAAAUAAGUCGUACAGAGAGAAAUUUUGUAACUAUUGUCGAAUUAGAAAACAAAAAGUUGGGGAACUUUUAAAACAUUUCAGUGUAAUAAACGGAAAAAAUGAUGAUAGAAAUUAUGAUGACUACAUUGAUUUUAAGAAACAGUAUCAUUUCUUUUCUCACCAAAUGCGAAGACCAUUCAUUGAGUCUGCAUGGGAAGGAUACUCUGAUAUUGUUGAGUUGUUAUUGGAGUUUAAUUUCGAUAUCAAUGAAAGUGAGAAAUUUGGACGAACGCCUUUGCUCGUUGCGUGUCUUUUAGGGAAAAAGAAACAUGAGGAAGUAGUAAAUUUCCUGCUGAAAAAUAAGGCCGACCAUUCGCUGUGUGAUAAAAACAAGCAGUCUCCGUUAUUGGCAGCUUCUAGAGGAGGAUACUAUAGUAUAGUUAAAGCGCUACUGCAACACAAUGCGGAUGUUAAUCAAUGCGACAUUAAAGGUAACUCGCCUUUAUUAGUAGCAGCUUCUGACAGUCCCUUGGAAACCGUUAAAAUAUUAUCAAGUAAAAUGACUGAUUUUUCGAAAUGCAAUAGUCUAGGACAAACGCCAAUUUGUGUUGCAUCAAUCCAUGACAGAGUAGACGUUUUGAAAUACCUCUUACCGUUUUGUAAUGAACUAGUUUCUAAACCUGAUAAUGAGGGUAGGUCUCCUCUGUUUAUAGCCUGUAAAAAGGGAUAUUUAGAAAUUGUUCAACUACUUCUCAGUAAUCAUGCUGAUGUUUCGCACUCUGACUGGUCUAAACGGUCGCCAUUAUUUAUUGCGUCUGCCAAAGGACACGAUGAUAUUGUCAACACUUUGAUACAAAAUAAAGCUAAAAUAAAUCAAUGCGACGAAGAAGGCAGAACACCGUUAUUCAUGGCAUCCGAUAAAGGACAUGCAUCAACUGUACAGAUUCUUAUUAAUUGUAAAGCUGAUUUAAACGCAAUGGAUAAUAGAAAGUGUACCCCACUAUUUGCAGCAUGUAGGCAAGGGUUUAUAGAUAUAGUUAAACUAUUAAAUGAAAACGGAGCUAACAUUACAGAGUGUAACAAAUGGAAUGCGUCACCUUUGUUUGCAGCAUGUAGACAAGGUUAUCUAGAUAUUGUAAAAUAUUUAGUAGAAAACGGCAGUAACAUUUCUGAUCCGGACAACUCUGGGACCACUCCACUAUCAGUAGCACACGAAAACGGCAAUACUGAAAUAGAAAACUAUUUGAUGAAAAAGAGCGAUGACUUUCAUCAGUCAAAUCAAUGUUAA
This is a messenger RNA of Mytilus trossulus (common blue mussel), 1395 nucleotides long. RefSeq names its product ankyrin repeat domain-containing protein 50-like. The record is from RefSeq and is a predicted model, not a curated record. The transcript has a single exon. Bases 1 to 1395 code for a protein of 464 amino acids. Gene Ontology annotation, molecular function: protein binding. Gene Ontology annotation, biological process: regulation of gene expression. Gene Ontology annotation, cellular component: nucleus. Lineage: Eukaryota; Metazoa; Mollusca; Bivalvia; Mytilida; Mytilidae.